AUGGCUGCGCCCAUAGCUAGCACGAUACGAAAAUACGCAGAAGCUAUCACCAAGAAUAAAUUUCUCCGACAUGGACUUCCUAUGUUGUUGCUGAUUGUCGGUGGUUCAUUUGGAUUGAAGGAAUUUUCAUCUCUUCGAUAUGAAACCAGAUAUAUAAAAAAGAUUGACCCAGAGUUAGAGGCGACUAUGAAAAAAGGAAAGAAGAAAAUUACACUUGAUGAAGAAUUAGAGAAAAUACAAGAGAAGGACCUUGAUAAGUGGGUAAAUAUUAGAGGACCCAGGCCAUGGGAGGAUUCCAAACAAGUACAGGACGAACAACGGAAACGUCUUUCAAAACAAACGUAAUAGCUGACAACCAUUAAAAACAAAUGAAAAUUCAUUGCUGACAUUGAGGGUGGUAUUUUGCCACCAAAGAGACUGUUCCUGUUGAUUUUUGAGAUAUUGUUACUGUACAUGCCUUUCAUGCUUUGACCAUGGUUACAAGAAGAACAGUUAGGAAACUCUAUUAUUAGGUACAUGUAUGCUAAUUACCAUUGACUUCACUCUGAUGCAUGUUCAACCACUAUGAUGUCAUCGCUUAUAUUGCAAGCGCCGUUCGUUUUCUAUGCUAGUCCACUAUAUUGAAGAUAUAUAGCUCAUUAAGCAGAAAGGUCAACGUAUAAGCAUCACUGACUUCCGUGCGAAUGUUGUGUGAUACUCGGGGUUUCGUUGUUCUCGAAAAAAAUGAAAAUACCGAUCGUUUGUCACGGUUUCUUCUAGUAACCAUGCUUAGACUGUAGGAAAUGUAUUAACAGUACGGAUGCUUUUUAAAUUAAAUGACAUCUGUUAUACAUUUUACUUUUGAUACGUCAAGUUAUGAGCAUUUUUUAUUCAUUUUAAAUGGCACAAAGAAUAUUUUACAAAAAUGUAAAGGCUGACCUAGAUAAAUCCUUGUCGAAUAAUAUUGGUAUUAAAGUCUUCUUUUUCUUUCGAAGGAAAGGAUUUGUAAUGUUGCUAAUUUGUUUGUCUAUUAAAGGACAAUCUAGCAUAGUUAUGUAAUUUACGAUUACUUUUACGACUAUUAUUCCAUUGGGGUGUAAAUUACAGUAUAUGGAUUAAAAGCAUUGUUGGCACACUCACACACACACACUGUCGGUGACUGAACUAUAAGCUGUGCAUCCUGUACACAAACUGGAGGUCAAAGUUUAUUGAUUAUAAACAGAAAAAUUCUUCAUGAUUUAUGGCAUACUGCGAGUUGCUACUAAGACAGUCAGCAAAUUACACUUUUGAAAUUAUAGACUCAGAUUCACACGAUAGAUUUAAGUUAUUGAUUUUUCUUUUUCAUAAAUAUGUGAUACCGUACGAUAAAUUAAUUUAUUAUUUUAAUUACCGGUAUAUUGCAUUUUAAUGACAGUAAAUUAAAAUCUUGAAUUUGAUUCCUCUCGCACAAACAACCCAAUCAACAGACACUCGUCUGCCUGGCCUGAGUAUAGUUUACUUUAACCUUUUCACGAGCAGAUUGUUUGCACUUUUUUCUUAUAUUCAUUAAUAUUUCUUGAA
Saccoglossus kowalevskii is the source of this 1539-nucleotide messenger RNA. RefSeq names its product cytochrome c oxidase assembly protein COX16 homolog, mitochondrial-like. Gene Ontology annotation, cellular component: mitochondrial inner membrane. The record is from RefSeq and is a predicted model, not a curated record. NCBI's taxonomy places the organism in Eukaryota, Metazoa, Hemichordata, Enteropneusta, Harrimaniidae. Gene Ontology annotation, biological process: mitochondrial respiratory chain complex IV assembly.